This is a messenger RNA of Schistocerca nitens (vagrant locust), 1547 nucleotides long. RefSeq lists its product as uncharacterized. The coding region runs from base 532 to 1467 and encodes 311 amino acids. NCBI's taxonomy places the organism in Eukaryota, Metazoa, Arthropoda, Insecta, Orthoptera, Acrididae. The transcript has 3 exons. The record is from RefSeq and is a predicted model, not a curated record.
UUUAUAAAAUAUAUGAAAGCGUACGACAGUACAAUCUGUUUUAAGGUCCGUGUACACGUUAAAAUUUCUUUGUUAAAUUCGUCGUCUGAUUUCCACGCGAUUGUCAAACAAACGUGCAAAUGUACCAGCCCAGUUUGUCAACAAAAUCUCACGGUUGAAGCAGCGCAGUGAAAUUUUGAGAACAUAUGUAAUGGGAAAUAUCUACCAAUGCAGCCAAAGCAUUUCUUUCAGGGAAUUGAAAUUUGCUGACACGCCACUUGGAGCGCUGCAAGUUUUGUCAUGUCGAUUUGUUAUUGGUUGAUAUAUUGUAAGCAUUUCAAUAUUUGUUUUUGCUGCGUUCAUAACAGCUGACAGCAGUUUAUACACCACGGACAGGGGCAAAUUUGCUAAUGUGAACUGCUUCUUGUGUGUAUCGUCUUUAUUAAAUUGCCUUUUAAGUGUGUUGCAGAUAUUCUGCUAAUUUUUUAAAUGCACGAUGUUGAGUGAUGUAAAUAAUUCUUAUGUUUAUGUUUGUUUCGUUUUUGGAGUCGCAUGUAUUUGUUCCUGAUGACGAAGACGUGUGUGUGUGUAUUUCUCGAAUUAAUUGUGUUGUUUUACAGAAUUGGAAUCCAACUUAAUUACGUCUUGUCACCGAAUGAAAUUUUUGAUUAUAAUAACAGACAAGUGAAGAUGGAUCAUACGGGAAAGAAAAAUUCUGGUUUAAGAUUGAAAUACUCAUGUAAGUUUCCUGGAUGUAGAAGUGGUUAUUUUUCAAAUAUAAACACAAGCAUAAAACAUCAAAAUAGACAUUUUUACAAAUUCCCAGCUCCAUCAAAGAGUGAGCUGCUAAAACAGUGGAAACUAAUUUGUAAUAUAGCUGAAGACAUUGACUGUGGUUCUUAUUCUGUGUGUGAAAAUCAUUUUUUCCAAGCCGAUUUUGUAAACUUCUCUCGGCAUAGGUUAAAUCGUGGGGUUAUUCCGAAGCAUACGGAAUUGGUGUUAUACCACACGGAAACUACAGUGACUGGAGAGGCAUCUGUCAUUUUGCCACCUAUUAAAAGAGAAAAUGAUGAGGAAACUGCUUUUCAUGAAACUGCUCCCCAGAAGACACAGUUAAAAACUAAAUUACAGGUCCUCGUAAAUCGCGUAGAUUCGUUGGAUAUGGAAACAGUGGGUACACUGGAAAAAGAAGUGGACCAUUGGCUGUCACGCACUAAUUCUGGUUUCAGUAGGGAAGGUGCGCAUUGUGCUAGCAAAGGAAAAGUGAAAGUGCAGGAAAUACCUGAUCAGAUUAAAAUCCAUAUAAAGAGCAUUAUAAGAAAACCAACUCUUGCUGAGAAGUCUAUUGUUGCAGAUCAAAUGAUGCAAUCUGACAGUGAUGUGUUGACUGUGCAUGUUGAUUCUGACCAUACAUACUGUAACAGUUGUUCUGAUCACACAUACUGUAAUAGUUGUUCUGAUCACACUUAUUGUAUAAAUAAAAACUGACUUUAUCUGUCCUCAGUUCUUGUGCAUGCAUGUGUGUGUAUCACGGUUUAUAGGCCUACUGGGGAAACUCGCCAUAAAAA